UAAGGUGUUCAUAUUAUAUGAAUAGCUUCACUUUGCCUUGGAAGAAAUGACUUUCUCUUCUUCUUCUUCUUCAUUAUUUGAACCUCUCUUCUUCUCCUUCAAACCACGCAAAAAUGGCAACUUCUCUCUUUUCUGAUCAUCAAACCCGUACUCCUUGAUUCUCUUACCACCCUGCAUCUUCACCGUCUUCCCAUGCAUCAGUUUUCCGUUUUGAUUCUGUGUUCUUAGGACUGUUUUUUUUUUUUAAAGAAUGUUUUGUUGAGUUUCUGGAUAUGGCGGCUUCCAUGAACAACUGGCUAGGCUUCUCUCUUUCUCCUCACCACGACGCUCAGCCCCAGGAGAUCUCGUCCAUCUCCGCUUCUGAUGACGUCUCCGCCGGCGGCGGCGGCGGCGGCGACUGCUUUGAUCUUAGCUGCCGGAGAAUGCUCCCCUCCGCCUCCCCCUUCGGCAUACUCGAAGCUUUCAGCUCUAGAAAUAGCCAGUCUCAAGAGUGGAGUCAUAUGAAAGACGCGGAAACGAUGAUGUUCAGUCAACACGGCGGCCUUGAAAGCCAGCAAGAAGUUGCACCCAAGCUGGAGAACUUUCUGGGAAUCGGAAGAGACCGGCAGCUUCAACCUUGCACCACCGCCGCCGCCGCCGCUAACGCUAACAAUAACCCUACUUUUGGGCUCUCGAUGAUAAAGAACUGGCUGCGCACUAACAAAACUGCCAGUGAUAACGGCGGCUGUGUGGCGGCGGCCGGCAUGAUGAGCAGCUCUCAAGCCCUGUCGCUGUCCAUGGGCGCGGCGUCGCAGCCCAGCUCCGCCGCCGCAGCUCUCCCGUUACUUAAUAUCAGCGGCGGCGAGAACGAUCAUGUUCAUCUCCAGAAUAACGUUAUUGCUGCAAGUACUAAUAGCGCAGGUUGUCUGUCGGAGAGCGAGAAUAAUAGUCAACAGACUGAAAAUGGAACGAGCCAAUCUCCGGCGACCGCCAUAGCCGCCGACGCACAAACUUCCACCGCUACUGCCAACGGACUUGACGCCACGUCGCGGAAAUCCAUCGACACCUUUGGUCAGAGAACUUCUAUUUACCGCGGCGUCACAAGGCAUCGAUGGACUGGGAGAUAUGAGGCACAUUUGUGGGAUAAUAGCUGUAGGAGAGAGGGACAAACCCGCAAAGGAAGGCAAGUUUACUUGGGAGGUUAUGACAAGGAAGAAAAGGCGGCCCGAGCUUACGAUUUAGCUGCACUCAAGUACUGGGGUCCUACUACCACCACUAAUUUUCCUAUUAGCAACUAUGAGAAAGAACUGGAGGAGAUGAAACAUAUGACCAGACAAGAGUAUGUCGCGUCAUUACGAAGGAAAAGCAGUGGAUUCUCUCGUGGUGCAUCCAUUUAUCGCGGUGUAACAAGGCACCAUCAGCAUGGAAGAUGGCAGGCUAGGAUUGGAAGAGUAGCUGGAAACAAGGAUCUUUACUUGGGCACUUUCAGCACCCAGGAGGAAGCGGCUGAGGCAUAUGACAUCGCCGCCAUAAGAUUCCGGGGACUGAACGCCGUUACCAACUUCGAGAUCAGUCGAUACGACGUGAAGAGCAUAAUGGACAGCGCCACGUUGCCCAUCGGCGCGGCGGCUAAGCGGCUAAAGGAUGCGGCGGAGCAGUCGGAGAUGUCACAAAGAACAGAAGACACCCACAACAACAUCGGACUCCUCUCACAUUUCACCGACGGAAUCACUAGCUACGGCGCCGCCGCUCACCACCACGGCUGGCCCUCCAUCGCCUUCCAGCAAGCUCAGCCGCUCAACAUGCAUUACCCUUACGCCGCCGCCGCCGCCCACCACCAGAGGCUCCCACUGUGGUGCAAGCAAGAACAACCGCACGAUAACGCUGACGUCACUCACAGCGGCAUUCAAGAUAUUCAUCAGCUUCAGCUCGGCUACAGCAGCGCCGCCGCCGCAGCCGCCGCGGCGCACAAUAACUCUCUGCAGCCUUCCGUGAUACACAAUCUGAUGGGCUUGGACUCCUCUUCGAUGGAGCUUAGCUAUGGCGUCGCCGGAGAAGGAGGUAACAACAACGGCGGCUUCGUGAUGAUGCCGAUUGGACAGGAUGGGACCCACGGGUUCGGAGAAAACGAGGUUAAGCCACUCGGCUACAAUGACAACAUGUUCGGCGGUUCUUCAUCUUCCCCGGAUCCAUACAAUCAAGAAAGAAGCUUCUACCUCUACAACCAGCAACCGCAAAACCCCGCCGCCACAUGCAACAACUGGGUCCCAACCGCCGUUCCGACCAUCUCGGCAAGGGCGGGAAAUAUCGCCGCCGUUCCGGCCACUUUUCCGGCGUGGAAUGAUACAUAGAACGAACUAUAUCUUCUAAUCAGAGAUAGAAGGUGGUGGGGCCCUUCAGUUAGAAGGUGUAUUAUAACUAGUUUUUAUUUUUUGAAUUCUCGUUUUAAAUUAAUUAUAACU
This is a messenger RNA of Ipomoea triloba (trilobed morning glory), 2441 nucleotides long. Its product is annotated as AP2-like ethylene-responsive transcription factor AIL1. Gene Ontology annotation, biological process: regulation of DNA-templated transcription. The transcript has 9 exons. Gene Ontology annotation, molecular function: DNA-binding transcription factor activity; DNA binding. Bases 273 to 2330 code for a protein of 685 amino acids. The record is from RefSeq and is a predicted model, not a curated record. Lineage: Eukaryota; Viridiplantae; Streptophyta; Magnoliopsida; Solanales; Convolvulaceae.